Messenger RNA from Ilex paraguariensis (yerba mate), 1053 nucleotides. The record is from the annotation of a GenBank genome assembly. Lineage: Eukaryota; Viridiplantae; Streptophyta; Magnoliopsida; Aquifoliales; Aquifoliaceae.
AUGUCGUCAUCCAACUCUCCAUGUGCGGCGUGUAAGCUCCUUCGGCGAAAGUGCGCCGAGGAUUGUAUAUUUGCUCCCUGUUUCCCACCGAAUCAGCCUGACAAAUUCGCCAGUGUCCACAAGGUUUUUGGUGCAAGCAAUGUCGGCAAACUUCUCGGGGAACUACACCCCUCGCAACGCCAAGAUGCCGCUAAUUCCCUUGCAUAUGAAGCCCAAGCUCGACUUCAUAACCCGAUUUAUGGCUCUGUAGGACUUAUCUCAAUCCUUCAACAAAGGCUCAAGCAAGUCCGAUAUGAGUUAUACAAUGCCAAGACAGAAUUGGCAACUUACAUUGGCCCCUCCGCGAUGUUUCCGAUACUUCAAUAUCAAGGGUUUGUGCAACAACACCCCGACAAUCCUUCGUCUUCGGUCAUGCCCUAUAAUGUGCAAUCGGUGCUGGGAUUACAUUCUGGGCCAUCGCUUUCUACUCAAUUGAUGAUCGGUGAGCCUCAGCAGCAGCAACAACAUCACUAUGAUCAGCAAGUGCUAGAUGCUCAGCAAUUAGCGGCUGUGGAGGCCGCGAGACAGCAACAGGAGAUGCUCAGGGCUUAUGAGCAGCAACGAUAUCAGCAACAGGCACAGCAGCUUGACCCUAUGAGAUCUAAUAUCGGGUUCGAUAGUGCUGGAGCUGGACCCUCUACGGCAACUGGGUUUAAUAUCGGGUUCGAUAGUGCUGGAGCAGGACCUUCUACUGCAACUGGGUUUAAUAUCGGGUUCGAUACUGCUGGGGCUGGACCUUCUACGGCAACUGGGUUUAAUCAGAUGACUGAAGCGGCUUUGUCAACGUCCCUGGCUUUGGGCUCCUACGGCAACCCUUAUCAGAUUCAAGAACAGCCAGAAGAGCAAUCUCAUUCCCAACAGCUUCAGGUUGAGCUUCAUCCACAGUUUUUACUUCAGCAAGAGCAGCUGCAGCAUCAGCAGCUACAUCCACAGCCAGAGCAACCACCGGCGCCACAGAAGCAAGAGACGACUGGAACCGACGAGCGUAGGAGCAAUAUUGGUCCGUUCUGUUAA